Fimicolochytrium jonesii is the source of this 1353-nucleotide messenger RNA. Its product is annotated as protein phosphatase 2A regulatory subunit PR55. NCBI's taxonomy places the organism in Eukaryota, Fungi, Chytridiomycota, Chytridiomycetes, Spizellomycetales, Powellomycetaceae. The transcript has 7 exons. Bases 1 to 1353 code for a protein of 450 amino acids. The record is from RefSeq and is a predicted model, not a curated record. Gene Ontology annotation, molecular function: protein phosphatase regulator activity; protein binding. Gene Ontology annotation, biological process: peptidyl-serine dephosphorylation. Gene Ontology annotation, cellular component: protein phosphatase type 2A complex; cytosol.
AUGGCUGCCGCUGACCAAGAUAACGGCUGGCGGUUCGCCCAGUGCUUCGGCGAUAAAGGCGAUGUCGAAGACGUCACAGAAGCCGAUAUCAUAUCCGCGGUCGAGUUUGAUUCCACUGGCGACUUUCUUGCGACCGGUGAUAAGGGCGGAAGGAUAGUCUUGUUCGAGCGGAGUGAGGGGAAGAAGGGAUGCGAAUACAAAUUCUAUACAGAGUUUCAGUCUCACGAGCCCGAGUUCGACUACCUGAAAAGUCUGGAGAUCGAGGAAAAGAUCAACAAGAUUCGGUGGUGCAGACGCCAGAACGCUGGGCAUUUCCUCCUCUCAACCAACGACAAGACGAUCAAGCUAUGGAAAAUCUUCGAGAAACCACUAAAGGUCGUUUCCGAGACAAACCUCCUGGUAGACGCGACCCCCGCGCUCGGAGGAAACCUGACGAGGUCAUCUCUCAAAAUGCCCCGCCUGAUUCAUCACGAUACCAUGAUCGCUGCCGUCCCGAGAAAGAUAUACCAAAACGCGCACGCAUACCACAUCAACUCGAUUUCGGUCAAUUCGGAUGGGGAGACCUUCCUGUCGGCUGACGAUUUGAGGAUCAAUCUGUGGAAUCUGAAUGUGUCGGAUCAGAGCUUUAAUGUGGUGGACAUCAAGCCUGUGAAUAUGGAGGAGUUGACGGAAGUCAUAACGGCCGCAGAGUUCCACCCGUCGCAAUGCAAUCUGUUCGUUUACAGCAGUAGCAAGGGGACGAUCAAACUCAACGACAUGAGGCAGGCCGCCCUUUGCGAUAAACAUUCCAAGUUGUUUGAGGAGGAGGAAGAUCCGGCAAACAAAUCCUUCUUCUCAGAAAUCAUAUCCUCGACAUCAGACCUCAAAUUCAGCAGAGACGGGCGAUAUAUCCUGUCGAGGGAUUACCUGACGCUGAAGAUCUGGGAUCUGAAUAUGGAGAACAAACCCGUGAAGACGAUCAACAUCCAUGACCAGUUGAAGAGCAAACUGUGCGAUCUCUAUGAGAACGAUUGCAUCUUUGACAAGUUUGAGUGCACGUUCAGUGGUGACGGAAAAUCCGUCCUAACAGGCUCCUACAACAACUACUUUCACGUGUACGACCUCCAAUCCGAAUCUGACACGGUCCUUCAAGCCGACAAAUCCGCCUUCAAAGCCAAACGCGUCGGCUCCUCCAAGAACAAGUCACCCACCACGGGCACCGGAGCCAACAAAAGCACGCCACGAAAUGAGAGCAUCAAUUUCGCGGACCCGGCGGAUUUCUCAAAGAAGAUAUUGCAUGCGUCGUGGCAUCCGAUGGAGAAUACGGUGGCGUUGGCGGCUACGAAUAACUUGUUUUUGUUUCAGCAGUCGUAA